This is a messenger RNA of Glycine soja, 1860 nucleotides long. RefSeq names its product actin-like. The coding region runs from base 503 to 1636 and encodes 377 amino acids. The record is from RefSeq and is a predicted model, not a curated record. The transcript has 4 exons. Lineage: Eukaryota; Viridiplantae; Streptophyta; Magnoliopsida; Fabales; Fabaceae. Gene Ontology annotation, cellular component: cytoplasm.
AUAAAAGAAAUGUAUCAGCGGAGCCACAGAUCGAAAGGACACGCGUGACGAACAACAUGAAUGUCGUUCAUAGAACCGGACGUUGUUGAGUUGAGGUAAUGUCGUGUGGACGUGAACGAACACUUUCAUUUAAAAAUCCAAACACCAUUGAAUGUUCAGGUUUGAUUUCGCCGUCCCCUUCCGUCUAUCAUUUUUUUCUUUACCUUCAGGUUAGUUAAUUCCUAACUUCAUCUUGUCUCAUUUGUUAGAGUUUUAGACAAUAUAUAUUAAUUUUGCAAAUGUGUUGUGAUGCUAGCUAGGCUUUAUCGAAUUUAUCAUGAGAUUGUUGUUUUGUUCAAGAUAACUGAAUCUAUUUGAUUACAUGUUUGAGUUGUAUCCAUAGUUCCAGGCUAUGAUCUGUUUGUGGUCGAUAUAUUUUGAAAAUUAAAAUUGUUUCAUCUUUACACACCUCUCACUGUUCUGAGAUGAAAUAGAUGCUUUGUGCAGUUUUUUUUGAAAGAUAAUGGCAGACACCGAGGACAUUCAACCACUCGUCUGCGAUAAUGGGACAGGAAUGGUUAAGGCUGGUUUUGCUGGAGAUGAUGCUCCAAGGGCAGUGUUUCCUAGCAUUGUUGGUCGGCCACGUCACACCGGUGUGAUGGUUGGGAUGGGGCAAAAGGAUGCAUAUGUUGGGGAUGAGGCUCAGUCCAAGCGUGGUAUACUAACUCUUAAAUAUCCCAUUGAGCAUGGUAUUGUGAGUAACUGGGAUGACAUGGAGAAGAUCUGGCAUCACACUUUCUACAAUGAACUCCGUGUGGCACCAGAGGAGCAUCCCGUUCUCCUCACUGAAGCACCUCUCAACCCAAAGGCUAAUCGUGAGAAAAUGACCCAAAUUAUGUUUGAGACCUUCAACACACCUGCUAUGUAUGUUGCCAUCCAGGCUGUUCUAUCCCUCUAUGCUAGUGGCCGUACUACUGGUAUUGUUCUGGACUCUGGAGAUGGUGUCAGCCACACUGUUCCCAUUUAUGAAGGGUAUGCCCUCCCUCAUGCCAUCCUCCGUCUUGACUUAGCAGGGCGUGACCUCACUGAUGCCCUGAUGAAAAUCCUUACUGAGCGUGGUUAUUCCUUCACUACCACAGCCGAGAGAGAAAUUGUAAGGGAUAUGAAGGAAAAGCUGGCCUAUAUUGCCCUUGAUUAUGAGCAAGAACUUGAAACUUCAAAAACUAGUUCUUCUGUUGAGAAGAGUUAUGAGCUACCUGAUGGACAGGUCAUCACCAUUGGUGCUGAGCGUUUCCGUUGUCCCGAAGUCCUCUUCCAGCCAUCCAUGAUUGGCAUGGAAGCUGUUGGCAUUCAUGAGACCACAUACAAUUCAAUUAUGAAGUGUGAUGUUGAUAUCAGGAAGGACUUGUAUGGAAACAUAGUUCUCAGUGGUGGUUCUACUAUGUUCCCAGGUAUUGCUGAUAGAAUGAGCAAGGAAAUCACUGCUUUGGCCCCAAGCAGCAUGAAGAUCAAGGUGGUUGCUCCACCUGAGAGAAAGUACAGUGUCUGGAUUGGUGGCUCUAUCUUGGCUUCUCUCAGCACUUUCCAACAGAUGUGGAUUGCGAAGGCAGAGUAUGAUGAGUCUGGUCCUUCAAUUGUACACAGGAAAUGCUUUUAAAUGCAGCAGAAUGGCUUGGUGUAGGUACAGCGUCCUCGUUUUGCAAUACAGUAGCACCUUGCACCGAUUGAAGAUUUUUCUUAAAAAAUGUUUGUGUUAUUAGAACAGUGAACUGAGAUAAAGUGGAGUUUGAUGGCAGAAUUAAUUCUUUCAUUUGUUUUGUUUUACCAUUGUAAUUGUUCAGCAGUUGAUCUUUAAUGAUAAAUGAAAACCGUUUCAGCUUA